UAGCUAGGGCUGUAACUGUAUAUAUCUAAAAACCUAAGAUUUAGUACGAUCCUAACAGGCUAUUAUUAGUCAGUUUGUCUUGCACACUUGCACGAAUUUGGGAUCAGAAUUUGUUUGGUUUGAUACUCAACGGUUGCGCGUAAGACGACUGAACCCCGGGACUAGGGCUAGGCUAGGCUUCCUACGUUGGAAAAGAGUUUGCCGUGCCGGGUACCUAGGCCAGUUCUAGCCGAGCCUAGGUUGGGUUCUAGACCUUCUUUCUUAGUCGUGCUCGGAGUGGAUGGAUGAGAAGGAGCAAUGGCUCCGUGGAACUUAACUAUUUUGUAAUAGGCCCACUCAUAGCCACCGGGUUUUACAGAAGACUCAAUGUAAACAGCAACCUUUGGAACAUGAUUAAUAAAUGAUCAUCAUGUCGCAUGGUUUGUUGUUGAAGAUGCAUGGCAGGCAAUUAUUCACAACCACAUGGAAAACCGCUCAGGUAACUGCCCUUAAUCAUCACCAUCUUCCACAGAAACAGCCAUCAGUAUACGGAUCACAGUUUGUUGUAUGUACACGGAUGUUUACAUCCGACGACAGUAAAGUCCAGAGGAUUUAUGAUUGCAUAAUUACGAGCAAAAGACAUGGAUUGGCUGAAGGAAUUACACUCGUCGAAUCAUCUCAUCCAACGAAAAGGAAACAAGCUCAAGAAUUGCUUACUGCAGUGCUGGCCAAUUUGAAAGCAAGGGAAAAUAAAAAUUCUGGAAAACCGUCUUCUUUUCGAAUAGGUUUGACUGGCCCUCCAGGUGCUGGUAAAUCAACAUUGAUUGAGUCUUUGGGAAAACAACUGACAGAUGAUGGACACAAGGUGGCGGUGUUAGCGGUUGACCCAUCAUCAUCACUGUCAGGUGGGUCACUGCUUGGUGACAAGACUAGAAUGCAGGAGCUGUCUCGAGAUCCCAAUGCCUUCAUUCGAGCGUCCCCCUCCUCUGGGUCAUUAGGAGGGGUAGCUAGGAACACCAAUGAUGCAGUUGUGUUGUGUGAAGGGGCUGGAUAUGAUAUUAUCAUCAUAGAAACAAUGGGAGUUGGGCAGUCUGAAUAUGCUGUGGCCGAUAUGGUAGACAUGCUUGUCCUCGUAGUGCCCCCUGCCGGUGGGGAUGAACUACAGGGGCUAAAGCGAGGCAUUGUGGAAAUGGCCGAUCUCAUCCUGGUCAACAAAGCCGAUGGAGAACUCUUAAUUCCAGCAAGGAGGAUGAAAGCUGAGUACUCAAGCGCACUCAAGUUGUUGAGGAAGCGCUCAAAAAUAUGGAUUCCAAAGGUCUUAAAGGUGUCAUCAAAAACGAAAGAUGGUCUACCUGAAGCAUGGGAUAAGAUGCUUAAAUACCAAACAGCGAUGACCGAUUCAGGUGAUCUGGUGAGAAAACGACAGCGACAACAGACGGUCUGGAUGUGGAAUCAUAUACGCGAAAACAUAAUGGAGGCAUUUAAGACGAAUCCUGCCGUUGAAAACUCAGUUGGUGUGAUAGAACGGAAGGUGGCUCUUGGUAUACUCACGCCAGGGCACGGUGCUGAUAGUCUUUUGAAAUUAUUCAGAGUAGGGGCACAUAAAAAGUUAUGACGAUGGUUUUGGAUGAAUAUUCGUUUUAGUUUAGAAUUCAUCGGUUGAGUAUUUGAACUUUGAUGUCAGAUGCUAGGAAUGCUUGGUUGUGAGAAUCUUCUAUAACAAAGGAUACCUAGCAUAUGUACAAAUAAUAGUAAAUUAAUGGAAAUAAA
Molecule: messenger RNA, 1749 nt
Organism: Anneissia japonica
Lineage: Eukaryota; Metazoa; Echinodermata; Crinoidea; Comatulida; Comatulidae
Product: methylmalonic aciduria type A homolog, mitochondrial-like
Exons: 7
Coding region: 401-1594 (397 amino acids)
Cellular component (GO): cytoplasm
Molecular function (GO): GTP binding; ATP hydrolysis activity; GTPase activity
Source: RefSeq, a predicted model, not a curated record